Messenger RNA from Oldenlandia corymbosa var. corymbosa, 2513 nucleotides. Lineage: Eukaryota; Viridiplantae; Streptophyta; Magnoliopsida; Gentianales; Rubiaceae. The record is from the annotation of a GenBank genome assembly.
CACAAAAACAAUCUCAAACAUUAAAAUUACACCUCAACAACGUUCGUUUUCAGUUUCUACACAAAAAAAAAAAAAAACCCACAUCUAUGAGCCAGACCGACAGAAACAGAAGGAACAGAACUUCUUAUCUGUUGAUAUAGUACUUUGGUUGUUUAUCUUUUUUGGACAGAUUAUUACUAUUACAGUAAUUUCAUUUUUACACACUUUAAAAACUCAAGGAAUCACAACGUCCCUUUUUGCCUAUUUUGCAGAGUCAUAAAUAUAAAUGAAAAACCAUUUCUUUUCAAUUUUCAUUUCGUUCUGGGUUCUUUUUUUGGUUUUACUGUGAAUGAAAAGUUUGAACGGGGGUGAUCUAUUCGACGCGUUAACGGAGAUGGACUCUGAUUUUCCACCGGGGGACGGGGAGCGGGGAGCCGGGCCACAUAGUCAUCACGGGUCGGACUCGGAUUUUGGGUUCGCUUUCAACGAUAGUAACUUCUCCGACCGGGUCCUGCGAAUUGAGAUUCUUCCUGAUUUGCCCGACUCCAAAUCCGACUCCGAUGGCUGUUCCACCAUUGCUGAUUGGGCUCGCAACCGCAAGCGCCGCCGUGAAGAUAUUAAGAAAGACGCCGAUGCAGAUGUUAUGCAGCGUGAGGAGCAAAUUUUGAAUUGCAAUAUGCCGGAUACAGAUGAUGCUGUUCCUUAUGAAAAUGAAAAUCAAGAUGAGGAAGCUGUAGCGAUGAUCGAGGAACCACCCCAAGGCAUUGGAAUGGCACCCGACCAACUUGAUGACGAAGCUACUGAGGAAAGUGACUCAUCCUUGAAUAUGGAUUGUUCUACUGCACUUACCGUUAAGACUAUACACAUCAGUUCACCUAUUUUGGCAGCUAAAAGUCCUUUUUUUUACAAACUAUUCUCGAAUGGUAUGAAGGAAUCAGAGCAACGGCAAGUUACUCUUCGAAUUCAUGCAUCUGAAGAAGCUGCUCUCAUGGAUCUCCUGAGUUUUAUGUACAACAAUAGUUUGUCGACAACAGCACCUUCUGCUUUGUUGGAUGUUCUAAUGGCUGCUGACAAGUAUGAGGUUGCGUCAUGCAUGAGAUACUGCAGUCGCUUAUUGCGUAACUUGCCCAUGACCUGUGAGUCAGCUCUACUUUAUUUGGAUCUUCCAUCAAGUGUGUCGAUGGGUGAUGCAGUUCAGCCGCUGACUGAUGCCGCAAAACAAUUUCUUGCUUCACGUUACAAGGACGUAACAAAGUUCCAAGAAGAGGUAUUGAAUUUACCUUUAGCUGGAAUUGAGGCAGUUUUGUCUAGUGAUGAUCUUCAAGUUGCAUCAGAGGAUGCUGUUUAUGAUUUUGUGUUGAAGUGGGCUCGCAUGCAUUAUCCGAAACUGGAUGAGCGUCGAGAUAUAUUGGGCAUGCGACUUGCUCGCUUGAUUCGCUUCCCAUACAUGACUUGUAGAAAGCUGAAGAAAGUUCUGACUUGCAAUGACUUUGAUCCCGAACUUGCUUCCAAACUUGUAGUUGAUGCUCUCUUUUUCAAAGCUGAACCACCAUAUCGUCAGCGCACUUUUAUUGCUGAAGAGUCCAAUGCCUCUUAUCGUCGUUUUGUGGAGCGAGCAUACAAGUACCGACCAGUAAAAGUCGUGGAGUUUGAAGUGCCUCGUCAACAAUGUGUCGUGUACCUUGAUCUCAAGCGAGAAGAGUGUGUGAAUCUCUUUCCGGCUGGACGUAUAUAUUCACAGGCUUUCCAUUUGGGCGGGCAAGGGUUUUUCUUGUCUGCACAUUGCAACAUGGAUCAACAGAGUUCUUUCCAUUGCUUUGGUCUGUUCCUGGGCAUGCAGGAGAAAGGGUCAGUAUCUUUUGCUGUUGACUACGAGUUCGCCUCAAGAUCAAAGCCUAACGAUGAUUACGUGAGCAAGUACAAAGGAAACUACAAAUUUACUGGAGGAAAAGCAGUUGGUUAUCGGAACCUAUUUGGUGUUCCCUGGACAGCAUUUGUGGCUGAUGAUAGUCAAUACUUCAUCAAUGGGAUUCUACAUCUCAGGGCUGAGCUUACAAUCAAGCAGUGAACUCAUCAACUAUGUGUUGAGGUGCAUUGCUUACCGAGUAGUGGGACUAAUCUGUUUUAGAGUUAGUAAACUAGUAAUCUGCGUAGGCUUAUGUGCAGUAGAGCUAUAAAUAGGUUUCAAAUUUCCUGGAGAUAUAACCAAGACAGUCGAAGAGCGAAUUCUUCUAGAUAUUUUGCAUUGCACUAUAAAUCUUAUGAAUGUACAUAAAAGUGGAAAAGUAUGUAUUCUGAACUAAUUUGCGAAUGUCCUGCAAGGCUGAUCUUGUUAGAAAUUAACUACCACAGUCUGCUUGUAUUUUCCAUCUCUUCUGCUAUACUUACGGUCAAUGCAACAGUUGGUUUCCACAUGGAACACAAUAGAUACAUUUGUGUGCCAGCUUAAUAGAUGAUGAUCAAUAUUUUAUCAGAUGGUAUUGGUUGUACCCGUUAUCAUUUGUCUAUUGACUCGUAAGGUUCGUUCAUUCCAG